UUAUGUGAUAACUUCUAAGAAAACGGGCGCUGAUGUUGUCACAGUUAUGAAUAUGCCGAGUACAAACGUUUCUUAUGUCGCGCACAUAUGGAAGUAUGUAGCUAUAUUAUCUUGUUGAUUAACUACUUGACUGCCAGCCGGCUUGCUGACUACACACACACACAUACACCUACCUGCACGAUUUCCAUCGCCAACGCACUACAACUGCCAGCAGUUGUGGCGGCUGCUGCUGCUGCGCCAACGUCGACGCCGGCAUUGCCAUUGAAAUUUAAAUUGAAAGCGACGAUGGUUUUCAACUUAAUGGCAGCGGGCUCGUUUGUGCCCGCACAUUAGUAUCUAAAGAGUUCAGUAGUUGCAGAUACAUCGUCGCCUUCAGUGGUAUCUAAAUGAACGCAAGUACGGUGGCUUAAACAAACACGAGUGAGAUACUUAACAACAAACAGCCGGACGUGGACGAUAGUGAGAGUUAGAGAGUCGCGCAACAUUUACCAACAAAAUAUCCAUUCCUGUAUAUAUAACUGUUACAAACCCCACAUUAACCACCCCAACGGCGUACAGUGACCACCCACCCAAAAACACUUCGGUUUUCUUUCUACCUUCCGCAGUACUAUUCGAGUAGUGUACGCGCACGGCAUCUCAGUAUCCAGAACAAACAUAAAGUGUGAUUUUUUGAUUCAAGUGUUGUGAAUUUCAAGUUCAUUUAAUUUGUGUGUGAGUGUACGUGCAGAAACGAGGCCAAGUGAAAUUAAUUGCAAAUCCCAAAAGGCAUACCGUUAUUCUCCAAAUAUUUAUAUAAAUACAGAAAUUAAUAUACAGAAGUGUAAGUGAAUAACGCGUACGAAACAUUCGAAAUAUCUCAGCGAAAACUUCCACGAAACAACCGAGCACCGGACAGUAUUAUUUAUUUUGGUUUUUGUUUGAAGUAACACAUCCGGCGUGGCAGCUGGAUUGCGACUUGGCUGUGUGCAUUAGAACAACAAAAAGAAUACGUGCAUAAUUCUUCCUUUCCUCCGAAGACUGCUCCAAAAGCCAGCGAUAUGAGCCAGAACCCGGACACCACAUUCAUACCGGAUCUUCCAAAAGGACCUUUAUGUAGAUAUCGCAGUCGUGCUAAAUUCGACUGGAAGCAGCUUAAAGUAAUAUUCGAAAGAGAACAGGAUCUGCGCAUCAAGUAUAAAGUGUGGAAAAUCCUUGAAAAUGAUCCGCUAUUCUCCAAACCACAGUCUACACUGUCUGCCGACGAACAGAAGCAUCUCUGCGCUAUGCAAGUUAACCGCAUGCCACAUUUGAAUCUCAUACCAAAGGAGAUCGAACAAAAGAGUUUCGGCGAAAAGACCAAAUAUUUGAUGAGCAUAAAUGAGGCUUUACACACAUACUGUCCGAGUUUGUCGGUGAAAAUCGCCUUGGGUGUGGGGCUUUUCAACAACGCCAUACGCGCUAUGGGCACUGAGCGACACAUGAAGUACUACGAUGCUGCGUGGAAUCGUGAGCUGAUAACAUGUUUGGCCAUUACUGAGCUGGCGCAUGGUAGCAACACAAAGAGCAUUCGUACCACCGCUACAUACGAUCCGAAAACACAAGAGUUCAUUAUAAAUACGCCAGAUUUUGAGGCGGCGAAAUGUUGGGUUGGCAAUUUGGGCAAAACAGCCACGAUUGCGAUGGCAUUCGCCAAUCUAUAUACGGCUGAUGGUGAAAAUCAUGGGUUACACGGUUUUCUAAUACCCAUACGUGACCCGAAGACACUGCAGGCAUAUCCAGGUGUGCUGGUUGGUGAUAUUGGCGAAAAGAUCGGUCUGAACGGCAUCGAUAAUGGAUUUGUGUUGUUUUCGAAUUACCGCAUUCCACGUGAAAAUCUGCUGAACCGCACAGGCGACGUAACACCUGAAGGCGUGUAUGAGAGCGUAUUUUCGGAACCCGGUAAAGUGUUGGGUGCUGCUUUGGAGUCCUUUUCGGCGGGUCGCAUUGGCAUCAUGCAAGAAUCAGCUAAUACUCUGGCCAGCGCGGCUGUAAUUGCGGUGCGUUACGCAGCGCUGCGAAAGCAAUUUGGUCCCGAGAAAGAUGGACCUGAAGUACCGAUAAUUGAGUACCAACUACAGCAAUGGCGCAUAUUCCCAUAUCUGGCGGCUGCUGGAGUACUAAAACUUGCUGUGGCGGAGUUGACAGAAAUUUACCUUGGUAUCAUUGAAAGAUCACAGAAGGACUCAAAUGGCUUUGAGUUAUUGACCCAAAUUGUUUCCGAGAUUCAUGCAGUCAUCUCUUCAUCGAAACCACUACUCACAUGGACCGCGAGAGAUGCUAUACAGGAAGCAAGAGAAGCUUGUGGCGGUCAUGGUUAUUUAAAAGCUUCCAAAUUGGGUGAUCUUCGCAACGAUCACGACCCGAGUGUCACCUAUGAAGGCGACAAUAAUGUGCUUGGACAACAAGCGUCCAACUGGCUACUGCGACAAUGGAAUGGUUCAGUAGAAAGUCCCGUGGCUACUGCAAAUUUCGUGAAAAAUCGGGGUGACAUACUGCAAUAUACCUACGAAAAGGUGGUGCGAGAAUCACCAAUUGAAUCGAUGGAUUUUGCUCUGCAGUGCUACGAGUGGAUGUUAUGUUAUCUGCUGGAUAAGACAGCGAAUCGUGUGGCUCAAGACAUAAAGGCGGGCGCGCAUCGCUUUGAUGCACGCAACAACUCCCAGGUGUACGGUGCGCGUGAUUUGUCAUUGGCCUAUGCGGAAUAUUUCGCGUUGAGUCGUUUCCGCGAACGUUUUUGCCGUUUGGCUGUGAACAGCGACUUGUCACAAGUAUUAGAACUGCUUUUCGCCAUCUAUUCAAUGUGGUGCAUCGACCGUCACAUGACCACCUUCUAUGUAGGCGGAUUUGCGACGUCAGCCUCGUUUGCGGAAACGAUACGAGCACGUCUACUUGCGAAAUGCAGCGAACUCAAGGACUCAGCCGUAUCGGUGGCAGACGCAUUGGCGCCACCCGAUUUCGCACUUAAUUCGGUCAUCGCCAAAUCCGAUGGGCUUUUGUAUGAGAAUCUACAAAGUGAAUUUAUGACCAAUAAGGGCGCAUUUGAACGCCCAUCUUGGUGGAAAGAUAUUAUUAUUCCUCAGGUUAAGUCGAAGCUUUAAAACGGUACUCCGCCGAAUGUGGAUAAGCAAACGUAUUGCAUUUUCCUAAUGUAGGGCAUUUUUACGAGACGAAUAACUGUACUGUAGUUUAAUGUAAUGUGUGCGUGAAUCAUGAAGGUGAUUGUGUCUGUAUAGAAUAUAUGUAUGUAUGUAAGCUAUGUACGGGUAUAAUUUAUGGGCGCACAGUCUUGUGCAAAAUAUAAAACUGAUACUAAUGUUAGAGAUAUCUCUGAUAAUGGAACGAGUAUAUGAUAUUCUUGUGGCUUCAAAUUUUUACAUACACAAACUAUUUGAUAUGAAAAUUUAUUAAGUAAAUAUAAUAUAUAUACCUACUCUUAGUAUAUAUAUACUACAUACAUGUAUUUAUAUCGUUUCAUAGUGCAUCAAAAUAAAAAUAUUUAUGUAUAUUUAACUAAUUGAAUUUACAUUACCACUAUUGUA
Molecule: messenger RNA, 3557 nt
Organism: Zeugodacus cucurbitae (melon fly)
Lineage: Eukaryota; Metazoa; Arthropoda; Insecta; Diptera; Tephritidae
Product: peroxisomal acyl-coenzyme A oxidase 3
Exons: 6
Coding region: 1038-3116 (692 amino acids)
Biological process (GO): fatty acid beta-oxidation using acyl-CoA oxidase; lipid homeostasis
Cellular component (GO): peroxisome
Molecular function (GO): FAD binding; pristanoyl-CoA oxidase activity; fatty acid binding
Source: RefSeq, a predicted model, not a curated record